Messenger RNA from Chenopodium quinoa (quinoa), 2229 nucleotides. Its product is annotated as zeatin O-glucosyltransferase-like. Lineage: Eukaryota; Viridiplantae; Streptophyta; Magnoliopsida; Caryophyllales; Amaranthaceae. The record is from RefSeq and is a predicted model, not a curated record. The coding region runs from base 295 to 1734 and encodes 479 amino acids. Gene Ontology annotation, molecular function: UDP-glycosyltransferase activity. The transcript has a single exon.
AACUUAAAUGUCCCACUAUAACUAGUCAAUCUCUUGUGGGAUUCCAUAUACAAGCCGGCAUGUGCAUGCCUAGCAAGGAUAGACACCAUCCAAAAUCCGGCCCACAAAUGGCAGGAGCAAGCGCUUGCACGUAAUACACAAUUGAAACUAAGCUUCGACGUUAGAACAAAGUUCUGGCACGUUUGACUUUAUUAUAGAUCGCCUAAAUGAUCACUAGCAUUGCGACUGACGCAAUUAGUGAGGUCAUAAGACUAUUGUCUGUGUAUAUAUAUAUAACAUCAAUAACUUCAUCACAUGAAAAAAAUAAGAGUAAAGACCAAAAUGACAAUGAACAACACCCUUAAGAGUGAAGUAGUAGUGGUAAUGGUACCACUACCAGCACAAGGCCAUCUCAACCAACUUCUCCACCUUUCUCAUCUCAUUGCCGCCUACGGUAUACCGGUGCAUUAUGCCGGUUGCGCCUCCCACAACCGGCAAGUGAAGGUACGAUGUAACGGGUGGGAAUCAGAAAGCUUAACAAAAAUUCAGUUCCAUGAUUUUGAACUCCCUCCUUAUGACUCACCUCCUCCUAAUGUCGACCUCAUCUCUUUCCCCCAUCAUCUCCUACCCCUUUUCAAGGCUUCCAUGCAUCUUCGUCAACCAGUGUCUGUUCUCUUGCAGCAACUCUCGGGAAAGUUUAACCGAGUAAUAGUCAUUCAUGACCUUGUUAUGGCUUAUGUUGUCCAAGAUGUAAAGCUCAUUCCGAAUGGUGAAACAUAUAGCUUUAAUCCUGUCUCCGCGUUUUACAAUUUCUUAUAUUCAUGGAUAAGUAUACCCGACAAAGAGAAGCCGUUUCAGUUGGAUUCAAAAGAUAUCCCAGAAGGUAUCCCCCCUGAAGAUGAUGGGUUUAGUACACAAGAUAUGACAGAGUUUUUUCUCAAUCAAAUGAAAUUUCUCGGGUUUGAAUCAGGGUGGAUUUUUAACACCUCGAGAAUUAUAGAAGGUAGAUAUGUUCAGCUAUUGGAGAGGUUACCUACAACAAAAUCACAAAGAAAUUACUUUGCCUUAGGACCUUUUAACCCGGUGAAAAUCAAAAGUGAAAGCAUGAAAAAUAGACACCAAUGCCUUAAUUGGCUAGAUAAACAAGGGAAAGAUUCAGUGAUAUAUGUUUCUUUUGGGUCGACAAUAUCACUGACAGAUGAUCAGAUCACAGAGUUGGCUAACGGGUUGGAAAGAUGCGGGGAGAAGUUUAUAUGGGUGCUUAGAAGAGCGGAUCCAAACGACAUUUUUACAGAAGCUGAUAAAGUAAAAAAGCCUCAACUUCAUGCAGAUUAUGAAGAAAGAGUAAAAGAUAGGGGAAUAAUAGUAAGAGAUUGGGCACCACAGCUAGAAAUCUUGGCUCAUCCAUCAGUUGGCGGGUUCAUGAGUCAUUGUGGAUGGAAUUCUUGUAUGGAAAGUAUAAGUAUGGGUGUGCCGGUUGUAGCCUGGCCUAUGCAUUCCGAUCAACCAAAGAAUGCAUUUUUAGUUAGCAAUGUACUAAAAAUUGGUGUAAUGGUAAGAGAAUGGGAACAUCGUGGUGAGAUUGUAAAGUCAAUUACAAUAGAGAAUGCAGUUAAGACACUGAUGGCAUCACAAGAAGGAAAAGAGAUAAAGAUGAGAGCUGCAAAUAUUGGUGAAGCUGUGAGAGGAUCAGUUGCUGAAGGUGGUGCUUCCAACUUAGAAAGGGAUGCUUUCAUUUCCCAUAUCUCUAGAUAGUUCUACCUUUUAGCCUUAUUUCUGUUGCACAUUUUCUCAAUUCAAUAUUGUUUUUUUUUUUUUUUCCAAAUAUUGUUACAUUCCUAAUUUAUAAUAAUAUAUAUAGAGAAAGGGCAUCUUUAAUAAUAAAUUUCACUAUUUCGAAAUUUCCCUUCUUAAUUUUUAAAAUUACCUUACAAGUAAAAAAUGGUAAUUUUUUUUACAAAAAUAAAAAUAAUUACUUUAUCACAACUGCUUUCACCCCUUGUAAUAACUGCAACUACUCUUGAUUUUUUACUAUUAAUGGUUUAUUUAUUUUUACACAGGACAAACUGAUAAUAAAUAACGAAGGUUUUAAUAAAGAGGAUAAUAUAGUUUAAUUAGUUUCUACUUUUUAAAAAAAAAAAAACCAAUUAGUUUCUUAUAUUGCAUAUACACGCAUUGCGUGUGUUUCUUACAUUGUAAAUAUAAAAGUCAAAUCAAAUUUUCAUUUAAACAAAUUGUUGUAAGGAUGUC